Molecule: messenger RNA, 2364 nt
Organism: Sesamum indicum (sesame)
Lineage: Eukaryota; Viridiplantae; Streptophyta; Magnoliopsida; Lamiales; Pedaliaceae
Product: RING/U-box superfamily protein
Biological process (GO): protein ubiquitination
Molecular function (GO): zinc ion binding; RNA-DNA hybrid ribonuclease activity; nucleic acid binding
Source: RefSeq, a predicted model, not a curated record
AAGUCACUCGCAUCUAAGUAAGAAACUCUAAAAGCCACCUACACCAACAGUAACUGAUUACUCUCUCUCUCUCUCCCCUCUGUAAAUCAAGAGAAGAAAAUUAUGGAAACAAUACCUCUGUGGAGACACAAAGCAGGGUUUGCCAGAUUAGGGUUCUGAUGCCCUUUGUACAUACACUUGUAUUUGUAUAUAAAUAAAAAAAAAAGGAAUUUCUCUCAGAAACAGUGUCAGAAGUAGCAGUGAAGAUUAAUAUUUCUUGGGAGGCAGAUGUUUUUAAAGCCAUUCAGUAAUUUCAAAGCUCUGUCAUGUAUGCUGAUGGGUAUUUGUUGAAUUUUGGAAGAUCAUCUUCUUUUCGUUUAUGGCGAUUGUUUCUUUCUCUAAAUCUGUUGGGGAAGAAAGAUUUUAUUUGGAUUUUGAUACUUUGAAAUCUCUUAUUUUGUCGGUAAAGUGGUGAAGAAAUUCUGACUAGUUGGAAAAAACAAAUAGAUGGUUAUGGAGGAACAGAGAGUGCUUGUUGAUAAUGUGUAUCUGAAUGGAGCUUCUGAAUUUAAACUGGAAGAAGACGAUGACGACGACUUUAGAAGUUGUUGUGAGGAUGAGGAUGAACUGAAGGAGAGAGAAGAAUAUGCAAAGGUGGAUUUAGACAGCAGUCUUGAUGAAGAUUCCCUAAAAAUGUAUUUCAAGGGUGUGUCUGUUGCUGGCCCUGGAGAUUCUGGUUCUAGAAUUUCUGGAAUUGGGGUGGUCAUGGAGAGGUCUGAUGAUGCUUCUCCCAUUCAGAUCCAGAAAAAACUUGAUUUCUAUGUAGAAGAGUCGGUUGCAAAUUGUUUAGCUCUGCUGGAUGGUUUAUCUGUAGCUAUACAGAGCAAUAUCAGGCGAGUUUAUGCGUUUACUGAUUCUGAAGUCUUGUAUAAUCAGAUUAUCCAUGAUGAGAUUGUUGAAAGUCCUCUUCUGUUGGCGCUAAGAGAAAGGAUCUUGGAACAAGCCAGUAAUAUAGAAAGUUUUUCCCUAAAAUUGAUCCCUCCGAUUGACCUCCAAAAGGCAUUACAUCUGGCACAAGUAGCUGUUGGUAUAGUUUCUUUUCCGGCUGACGGAGAGGAAACGGCAGAAAGCUGCUCAAUCUGCUGUGAGGAGAAGCUCUCAUCAAUGAUGCUCACGAUCAAAUGUUCCCACAAAUUCUGUUCCCACUGUAUGAAAACCUAUGUCGAGGGGAAACUACAAUCUGCUCAAGUGCCCAUUAGAUGCCCACAACUGAGAUGCAAGUACUGUAUUUCAGCAUCUGAAUGUAGGUCUUUCCUUCCAGUUACCUCUUAUGAAUCUCUGGAGAGAGCCCUUGCUGAAGCAAAUGUUCUCAACUCAAAUAAAAUUUAUUGUCCAUAUCCUAGUUGCUCAGUUCUGCUGGAUCCUCAUGAAUGCUCGUCGACUAGGGCAAGUUCCUCGAGUCUAUCUGACAACAGUUGUGUGGAGUGUCCUGUUUGUCAGAGAUUCAUCUGUAUUGAUUGUGGGGUUCCUUGGCAUUCUUCAAUGACCUGCGAAGAGUACCAAAAUCUCCCAUUGGAGGAGAGAGAUGCUUCUGAUUUAACUUUGCAUCGUCUGGCCCAAAAUAAAAGGUGGAGGCGUUGCCAACAGUGCAGGAGAAUGAUUGAGCUCACUCAUGGUUGCUACCACAUGACAUGCUGGUGUGGUCAUGAAUUCUGUUACUCCUGUGGUGCGGGUUAUAGGAAUCGCCAACAGACAUGUCAAUGUGCAUUUUGGGAUGAAGAUUAUUCUGAAGAAUUGGCGACUUAUCCUACCCAACAAUUUGAACAAUGGGCAUGGGACUCGUUUGAGUCACUCCCGAUGAUGAUGGAUGCAUACUCAGAACAAGAAAGAUCACAAUUGGCACUUAUCCAGAGGUUUCUUGCUGGAGGUUUCAGUUUGACCGAGCACCAUCCUUACCAAUCUCCACCACGUUGUACAGACUCGUAUGCUGAUGCCAUGAAGGAUCUUCAUCAGCUGCCUUGGCUUGAAAGAUUUGUUUCUGUUAUAAGUGAUAAUUACUAUGAAGAUUACAUCCAAUGACCCUAAAAACAUUGGAGAUUGAAAAUGAGUUGAUUAGCAUUUCAAAGGAAGUAUGGCAUAGGAGGUAGAGUGCCUCACUCUCACUCACACUCCUUUAGCAAAUAGGCCUACUUUGUUAUAUAGUUUUAGUGUCAUAUUCCGCUCAACCUUUUGAGCGUGAAUUUUAAUGUAUGUGGAUCGGGACUUCUUUCUUGUUCUUGAUGAACAGCUUCAAGAGGAAGAGAGGAAAGAAAUGAAAGGAACAUGAUGGAAAUAUAUUCUUGACAUUAAAAGCAAUGACGCAAACAGGUUUUAAUAUUUUGCCAA